CCCAGCUUUGGGACGACGAGUGUCCUAAAAAGCGAACGAGCGGCGUUUGUUUCCCAGCCGAUUCCUUGCGACGAUUCCCCAUCUCUUCUCGGAGGCUUGAAGCACGCAGCUCGGCAGGAACCAGAGCAGGAGGCAUUUGAGCAAGACGUGCGAGGCCGAGAUGGAGACUCAAGUCUGGAACACCAGACCAGAAUACGUGCAGGCCUGGGUAGAAGAGGAGGAUGAUGACAGUGCCGCAGAGCCGGAAGAGCCGACCGUCCCACAGCGAGACGCGCCGGAGAGCCGCGGCGAGCAGCGAGGCUGGGACACGGCGCUCGAGGAGAGAGGGGACGACGGCCAAUCGAGCGAGCCUGAGGGUGACAACACCACCGCCACCAAGUUGCACUUCACAAAGGUCUCCGUGGUGGAGUCAUCGUCGUCACUUGAGCUGCACGGGGAGACUUGUGGCCCCGGCGAGGGGGAGUUGCGAUGGGGGAGCGGAAGGAGCUUGGGCAGCGAGGAGGACGAGAGCGGCGAGGAGCGAGCCCUGAUGGAGCUCGCCGAGGACCGCGACGGCGUGAAGGAGCGGCUCAGCGAGCGACUGGAAAAAGGGCUCGUGUCGCAUUCUCCACCACCUGGCUCUCAUGACCACAGAGAGAAGGUGCUGCCUGCGGAGCAUGUGGACAGUACAGGAAGCCCUGGCGCACCUGCCCAGCACGCUGCCCAGCACGCUGCCCAGCACGCUGCCCAGCACGCUGCCCAGUCCGCCCCUCUCCUGCGUGACGUCGCGCUUGGCACGGUGCAGCAUGAUCUGCUGCCGCGCACGUCGGAUGAGGGCCCGUCGGAUGGAGGCCCGUCGGGUGAGGGCCCCUCGUUUUCAGCCGACCCCGAGUCCGUCACCGACGCACGUGACGUUCUCUCCAAGACGCUGCUGCACAAAGGCCUGGCGGGGGACCAGGCCCCCGAGCCGUCUCCCUGCAGCUCCGACGAGGAGCCCGAGCCCGUGGUCCUCAAACCGCCGGCCGAGGACGACGAGAGCAAGUCCGCCGACGAGCCCGAGGCCGGCGACGGAGAUGGGAAGAAGGCCGAGGAGCCCCAGGCCUCGGUUCUCACGGACGGAGCCGCCGCCCAUGCCGCCGAUGAAGAAGAGGAGAAGUUGGACGCUAAGGCGGACACCAAAGCGGAUGCCAAGGCAGACGCCAAGGUGGAUGCCAAGGCGGACGCCAAGGCGGAUACCAAGGAGGACACAGAGGUGCCCGCGGAGGACGAAGACAUCCGGGAGACGAUAGACAGUGAGAAAGCGGAGAAGCCGUGUGGGCCCGCCGAGGAGGGAGAUGAGGAGCCCACGGGGCCCCUUGCUGAGCCUGACGACGACGACGACGAGGAGAAGGUGAAGGAGGACAAGAGCGCGGCGGACGAGGCAGAGGAGGGCGACGCGGAGAACGAAGAUGAAAGAGGAGGAGCCGGCGAGGUGGAUGUCCCGGAGACGCCAGACACCGGGACGGAAGAGCCGGAGGAUGGGCUCGACUUCUCAGCCGUGGUGCCGCUCACAGAGAGGCUCGACACCAGCGCUCACAAAGCCCGCGCGCAGCUCAUCGUCAAAGCCAAGCGGCAGAAACCCUCACGCGGGAAACUCCGCAAGACUGACAGCGAGGUGGCGGAGGAGGAGUUGGAGUCCACACCGUCCUCCCCGGCCACGCAGACCGUGGUGCCGGGAGCGGCCGAGACGUCGUCGCCCAGCCAGCCCACGGAGACGCCCAUCGAGGCGGCCAAGUCCACCUCCCUGGCCUCGCCCGUCAGCCCAGCGUCGGAUGCUCGUACUGGAGACGAGGACAAGGAUGCUGGCUUCUCCAGCCCGGGAGAAGGACCCGAGGACACGCCCACCAGCAAAUCCCGGCUCAAGUUUCUCGACAUUGGGGCCUCGCUGCGGCGAUCGGGCCGAGGGAGGAAGUCUGAGAAGGACCAGCGGGCGUCCACGCUGCCCAGAGAUGGAGGGGACGCGGAUGGCGGUGUGGCUGUGGGGCCAGACAUGGCUUCUUCGUCUUGCAUGCCCUUCCUCUUCACUCGCAAGGGCUCCUUCUCUUCCACCAGCUCUGCCGAGCCGGGCUCCGUGAACGCCAGCCCCGAGAAGCGCCGUGCCAGGGCCACUCUCUCCUGGCCCUCUGUUUUCAGCCGAACCUCGCUGGAGACGGCAUUCAGUGGGGAAUUCAGCCCCAGCAGCACGAGCUCGCUGGAAAUGCCCGGUCUGGUAGCAGAGUCCAGAGUCAGGGGCCGCUCACACACACUAACCCUUUCCUCUGAGGAGGGCUCCGAGGAAGCGCUGCAGUCGCCCGCGAAGCAGCAGCAGUGGGCGAACCGCACCGUGCCGGAGUGGACGCCUGAGCAGGUGUCCCAGUGGCUCGCGCAGCUCGGCAUGGAGCAGCACGUGGAGGCCUUCACGACGCAGGGCGUCGACGGAAAGCAGCUGCUGCAGCUCGACAGCACCAAGCUCAAGGCCCUGGGCGUGACGAACCUUGCGGAGCGCUCCAGCAUCAAGAAGAAGCUGAAGGAGAUUAGGACGGCGAUAGAGAAGGAGCGCAAGGCGCAGGAGAAGAUCGAGCGGCAGCGGGAGAAGCUUCGCAAGAAGGAGGAGCAGCUUAGGAAAUCUCAGAGAGCCAGCAAAGUCGGCGAGGAGUCGCCCGCCACUCAGUAACACUGCGUCAGUGCGGGGGGUGGGGGGAGUUGGGGGGGGGGGGAGGGCGAGUGCCGGGGUGCUGCUUCGGCCAGGCUGAGCAGCCGCGCGAUUGUGAUCGUGUUUGCCCGGGAAUCGACUAGACUCACCGGGUAGUAAAAAAAACACACACCCCGGCCUCAGUUGAGAAGCAGUUGCGUGCACAAAACAACAACAACAACACUACUGCGAGUGUGGGAGAGUCCUUUGCAUUGACACUCGUGUAAAGAAAAAGAUAAUAAUCGUAGGACAGUUAUACAAAAAUAAACCUCAGAACAACUGUAGGAGGCUCAAUUGAAUUCUACUCAGCUGUGACUCACCCAUUGCAAAGUGCUCCGGGCACUGUGACGGACAGCCGAUGCUAAAGAGUAGUUACCGUCCAUUGUGCAGUGGAGGAGCCCGAACGAACAUCAGCUUUACUGCAGUGAUCAGCAAGUAGGCAUUUCCCUUGCACCCAGACCAACCUUCGCAUCCUCUUCAGCAACUAGCCCGUGAUCCACUACCAAAGUCGAUGCCGUUGAAAGCGGGGGCGGGGGGGGGGUAUUAAAAAUCUGAAAUGCCGCGUACUGCUGGAGGCUUGAGAACGCAUCGUAGAGUUAGUGGUGAACACCAAGGCAUCUGGCGGCGGCAGGCAGUGAGGUGGCACGGCACAAAGGGUGCGCUGACCUGCACUGCCCCGUGUUGCCACCGUGAUGCACGGAGUGUUUGUAUACUGUUUUUUUAACUUAAAGCAUAUUUAGGUUAUGGUGUUAUUUCAAAUGGGGUAUUUCUCACAACAUUGUAAAUAUUUCUACUAAACACUAUAUGCAGUGUUUGCAUGUUUUACGUAUUCAUUAUGGCAGGUUCUCUUUAAUUCUAUAUAAUUUUUUUUGUUUAACAUUUUUACUUUUUGGUGGGUUUCUUUCAGAGGUGUGACGCUCUUUACGAGGCUUAGACGCGAACAUGAAUCUUAAAAAAAUUAUUGUGUCGGUUCAGAUUUAACGCAAUUACUUUACGUAAAGCCAGAACAUUAUACAGACUCCCCAAAGUAGAUGGGGGUGGGGGGGGAAGUGCUGCAUUCCAACUCUGCAUGCUGGACAGCACCGGUGGCACAAUCGACAGCGCUGGGGUCCUGACUCCCGAGCGCAGUCGCAGCGAGGACUCGUGCGUUUCUCAUGGAUUGGCACCCGGUUACACCUCGAUUGAUCACAUGCAUGGUGGUGGCGGGGUGGGGGGGUGUGGCGUUUUAACGAGACAGUAUCUUGGUGACUUGGCGAUCCUCAAACUCUGGCACCUCGUGCUACAGAACAAACCGACGUUGCCCAUUCCUGCCAGUUUUUUUGCCGCUCGGGGGCAAUUCGCCCUCUUGCUCAACAUCGCACGCUUGAAACGUUGGAUGCACGCGGACCGCGAUGGGACCCGAGGUGCUGAAGUUUGAAAAAGGUGUGAAGGUCUGGCUGUCUUCAGGAGGCUUAAAUGCUGAGGCCUUUGCCGUCACAGUGGCCUCACUCGCGCUCUUGUGAAAACCCUCUCCUUGUGUGGUCAUGUGAUCUGCCCCUUGGUGCAGUGAUGCAUGCAGGUGCCCAGCCCAUAAAUUAAUAAGUUUUUCCCAUUCGUCACUGAUGAUGACCUUGAACUUACUCCUUUGUUUUUCUUUCCAUUUAACACAACAGCGUAUUGGAAAAUAACAGGUCAAAUUGACAAUAAUAUUGAUAGAGGUUUUUAUGACUUGUUGAAAAUGAAGCUCAGUUUUUUGGCCAACUUUUGCCUUCUUUGACAAAUAACAUAAACAAAAAUGAUUCAUUAUCGAGCUCGUUAUUUUGGGGAGCCACAGUGGCGAGACGUUAUCUCCCUCGCCUGAUAUACAGGAGGUUGUGGGUUUAAUCCAGAUCCUGAUGCCUGCAUAUUUGGAGUUUGCAUUUUCUCCAUGUGGUCACGUGGAUUUUUCUUUGGGCUCAGUUUUUCCCUCCACAUUUCGAAACAUGCAUUUCGAUUAUUUGCCUGCUAUAAAUUUCCACAUGAUAAGCCACUUGUUUGAGGCAGCCAGGUCGCUUCUGAAAAAAAGCUGUAUAGCUCAGUGGGCCUUACCUGGUAAAAUAAAAACUAAAGUUUAAUAGUUUAGGUUAAGUACUAUUUCUGUGACUACUGACCUUUAUUUGACCUGUAACCCCUGGAAGCUUUUUUUCACAUUCCCGUGUGUUGUUCUUUGCGAACCCCAGUUAGUUGUUUUCUAAAUUUCCACAUGAUAAGCCACUUUGCUGAGCUAUCAUUUGUGGCAGGCAGGUAACUUAUGACAAAGAGCUAAUAGCUCAGUGGGCUUCACCUGGUAAAAUAAAAGUUUAUUUCCAGUUUCCCAGUCUACAUACGUCUCUUAUGGUGCAGUAGCAUGGGAUUACUUCAUUUAAGGAAAUAUCACUUCGAGAGAUGUACUUUCUCCCUCGAGAGGAGGCCCUGCUGUCCGCAGUGGUGUUAGAAAGCAAAUUUCAAGGCUGGAGCGUGAAUCUUUUUGCAGUCCUGUUCGUGUCUACAGACGUGGCAUGGCCAGCAUAACAGGUGAAAGUGCAUUUCCAAUGUAACAUUGACCUCCGAAAUACUACGAUGUAUAUGGAAUGUCAUUUUGGUAAUUGAUUUGGAAUAUUAAAUUUCUCAUUGCUUUUCAUGUUUAAAAAAUGUUCAGCGUAGCGUUUAUGGUAAUACCGCUACACUUUAGGUUUAUAUAAUGGUUUGGCUUUACGUACAUUUUUGUUGUAUAUUAUCUUUGUCAUUGAAACGAAGUGAAUUCUUCAGUCUUUUAUGGAACAUUCAGUUUAGAAUAUUUUAAAUGUUUUUAACAAAUUAUAUAUGAAUACAUUAUAUACCAGCAGGCAGGAGUGCCCACCAACUUUAUAAAAAUUACAGAAACCUUCGCAAAGAGAGUGGGAAGAUGACAAUUUGAUUUUCACAUCAUUAUUACUCCCCUUUGAAGUCACCGCUUUAGUCUGACACAAAUGUAACGUGGCAUUACUCACGUGCAGACAACUGAGUCAAACAAUAAGGGGGCUGGAAGAAAAGAAAAAACCUCACUACAGUAAUAUCCUGUCAAAUUAAGACAUGUCAAAAAAUAAUACUAUACUCUUAACACUGCAUCUGCAUAUUGUUUGUAAUAGUGGUGGUGCUUACACCUGAGGGUAAUUUUUUUUAAAAUACUGACUUGACUUGAAAUGUCCCCAUCACAAUUGACCAUUUCACCUUUACAAUUUUCCUGUCACCCAUUACAGUGUAAGCGCCGUGCAGCGUGUACACGUGUCCCUUCCGUAUUCGUCAAACGUUCGUUACGCACGACAUGCAAUCUUUCACUAGCUUGUGCCGUCGCUGCUCCCCAAUAACGUCUGGCUUUUAUUUUUUAAUGUGGCUUUUGCAGGAUUGCGCGAUGCGUGGACUAAUAUCGUGGUGUCCAGUGACGUCGGCGCGACCUUUUGAGACAUUUUAAAACAUCUCCAAAAACAUCUCGCUUUUAUUUUUAAAACUUGUUAUAAACCGCCAUCGACGGUACACGUGCGACGCAAUCUCCUCUGCCGCUGGAAACGAAGUCGAUUUUUUUUCCAUCUCCUCACGUUGCACCAAUUCUCUACAGUAGAAAUCGGCAGCGACCAGUGCCGCGUUCAGACCAGACAUUUUUAAGUUGCAGCCUUGGGGGGGGCGGGGGUGGUGGUGGGUCGGGUCCAAUUUUAAGAGAGUACAUCCCGUGUCGGACAAUUAGCAGAUCCGACAAAAUCUCCAGUAAAAUGUGGAGAAGGGACUUCCUCCACGAGAGCGCGCGGCAUGCCCUCGCUGCCCACGUCACCAAGAACACGGCCGGGUGAAACAAAUAUCUCCGCAAGCGAAACGUGCACAUAUUGAACACUGUCAUUUGAUACGGUAAAUUUAACACGAUGUAGAAAUGCGUAAACGUACAUCGGUGACUUUCGAUAAGGGCCGGAAUUUGAAUUACAGCAACAACAAAUAAGACUUAUCUUAAAUAUCAUUUUGACAAAACUCCGGCUGGCUAAAAUGUUACAGAAAAUAAAUUUGGCAUUGACGACACACGCGCGCGCCUUCAUGGCUUGUCAAUAGUCAAGGCUGGAGGUAUGUUUAGCUUUGUUGACAUACAGAGAGAAAGAGGAUGGCCUGCCAGGUGUGGUUUCUCUAUCUUUGUGACAGAUUUAAAAUGGUUAUGUAACAAGGGAUGAAAUGGCACCCCCCCCCCCCCCCCACAAGACCACCAAUGCAAUAAAUAGCCCAUUGAGUUCCAAAAUGUAAUUGGCAGCCUGCAUUUUAGAAGUGCGCACUUAAGUGGCAGUUGAAAAGGUUUGCUUUAUUUGUGAACGUACGCACCCGCCUCUGUUGUCUGAAAUUACCUAAAGGUUUGGCCGUGCAAACAAAUGCAGGUGCAGGAAAUGAGCAUUCAUUUGGCUCCAUUUAACACUUCACUAGUAAACUUAAUUUUCAGCAGCUCAGUUUAAUAGAGACCAGAACGCAAAUACACUUUGUUUAUUUCAAUGCAAUUACUGAACUAUGUUUCUCUACGCUCAAGCAUUAGGCACAGCCAUCUUUUUCUAACGAGUCCAACACAUCACAAUUGGGUGAUCAAUGUUAAUGUGGGGUUUUUUUUCUCUUCCCUUAAAAGAAAGUUUUUUUUUCAUUCGAAGCAAUGCCAUAUGUCUAAAAGAAUACUUGUUUAGCAUGCGGUGACGGCAAGUUAACCAAGGGUGUCGGCAUAAAGUGCAGUGCAGCAGAGUUUGAAGUUGACUUCGACGCCGUUUACAGGACAACGUAACGUACCCGUUACGUUUGUCCCACGUCUGAAAGCCAACCUCUCUGUACUAUGCUUGCGUAUAAACAAAGCCGUUUUUACCACAUGGUUUACAUUUGGUAUGAUGAUGAUUGCAGUCUGUGCCUGCAUAUCUCAGACUGGUGGGGCUCAUGGACAAUGAAAGCAAACAGAGAAUGCACAAAAAAAAUGUUAAGAGGUUUCACUGCACACUCUUUAGCUUGUGUGUAAAUGCAUGGGAAAUGUUUGCUUUACAAAAUGCCUGGUGAAAAGAAUGUCUACUUUUGUGUGACCCUGGUGUACAGGGUGGUCGAGAUGUCUUGUGACCCCCCCCCCCCCCCCCCACUUAAUCGACCUCAAAAAUGUUUUCCCUUUUGAUAUAUUCAUCUAUGUUUUAAAUAAACCUUACUUUAAAAUAUUAAGUUUUAGAGAUUUAAAUGGGGGUCACAAGACAUCUGGACCGCCCUGAACAGCAUUGCCUUUAUGAAAUGUGCCCGUUUCCCCCCCAUGGAGCUACUGCCAUCAGCCUUUAAUGUAUACGUUGUACAUUCCAUGAAGGUUCUAAUAAACAUGCUCGCGAGUGUUUGAGGUCCGCAGGAUAAUAGUGAGAAUGCUUUCCUUUAAUUAAAACCUCGCUCCUUGCGCGUGUAGUGCAUGUCAAAUAUGUAAUGAUUAGAACAAGUGGCAGCGGGCAAAGUAUGCCAGAAUAAAACUACUACUGAACUGUAACGUUUUUUUCCCCACCGGCUAUGCAAUGAGGAGGUUAAUACAGCUAUAACACCACUAAAAUAAAAUGUGACGAUUUUGGGGGUGGGGGGGGAAUGUGAUAUUUACUGUUAAAAAGAGAAAUGUAUAACCCGAUGAACACGAACAAUGGAACUGCAAGUCUCUAGCCAUUGCGCUCUUGCUACGAUUGUGCGAUUAAUCACCCAGUCCCCGAUCCCUUAAACUGGAGUAAUUUGACCCUGUUUGCAAGCGUCGAUAACAUGUGCCUAGGAAGAACAUAUAAGCUCGUGUCUAAAAGCUCCUCCACUGUCGUACGAUAAAAAAACAUGUUUUUUUAUUCUUUACCGUUUCUGGACAGUACGUUGAGUUGAGUAUAAUAAUUGCUGUGUUAAUGGGUAUUGCUGAAUUGUCUUUCAGAGUGGAUGGUUGACUUUGGGAGAUUACAAAUGCCCUCCUUGUGCGUUAUUCAGCAGCAACAGCGAGGAGUAUUGGUUAAAAAAUUAACCCGUAAAAACAAAGUUUUUCACUAUAAAUCCUUUAUAUGCGUGGCGGCUAGAGUCCUCUCGUGCUCUGGCUUGAGAUGGCUGCCACCUAUGGGUCAGAUGAUUGCUUGCCACCAUUAAGCAAUUGGUAAUUACAUAUAAUUUUUUUUUUCCUAAAAAGUGUAAAAUUUUGGAAAAAGAAAUUUCACGAAAAUUAAUUGUCACGCACAACGAGUCUGUGUGCAAAAUGUCAGCUCGAUUGGAUCACGGGAAGUGGGUAAAAAAACGACCGAAAGAUUUGCACGGUCGUAAGCGCGCAAGCAAGCAAGGGAACUUAAUAUAAAGGAUUUAAAAAAUGUUUAGCACACUGGUGGAGGGAGAAGAUAGGCGGCUUGCGACAAGCUUUUGCUUGUCAGUUCUGUAAUGUAACCUACAAAGUAAAUGGCUGCUGGUGUGCAGUCGUUAGUGUAGGCUGCACUACAAAUGCGGUGCAAUUGUUUAGCAAAUAUUGCCAUUUUAUACGCACCUUGAAUGUUGGCGAGGAUUUCCCCCCCCCCCACUCUCCUUUUAAGAAAAAGAACAGGAUGUUUUGCCCGUGGUUUUAUUCCUAGCGGCGAAAGACGCUCACCGAGCAUUGGAUUCGCAAGUCACACACGUAGCACAUCCUGAAACUGAGUUUUAUUUUGUAAAGAAUUGCCAACUUUGUCAACGCCGCACAUUCCUCACACGAGUACUGCACCAAUUUUGCGGUCAUUACGUUUUUUGCCAAUAUGUUUCAGAUGUCAUGUUUAUAGAAAAAAAACUAAUUUUAACGGAACAUUCUACAAAUUUUUUAAGUCGAUUUAUUUCCACGGACAACUACUCUAAAGCAUGUUGAUCAUUUUAAUUUAACGGUGCCUUGUACCAGAGCAACUAUUUUUAAUGUUUUGAUUAAAGGGAUGCCGCUUCAUGGGGCCUAGCUGAAGAUUAUAUGCUCAAAUGGUAGCAAGGGGCGAGUUGUUUUGGUAAAGUUCUUCACUUUAUAACUUCUGAGUCGGUUCUCUUUGUUUGAUGGACGUCAUAAAGGCCAUUCUAUCAAUUCCAGGUGGAGAGGUAGAAUCCAUAUGUUUGCUCAAGUUUCGUGGGGUCGUAUGUUAAAAGUGGUGUCUGUGCGACUGCAUCGGUCUGUUUGCUCUGCUCUCCAAACUUUUUACAUAUAUUCCACGUGAAAGAGCGCAUGUGUGCAAUCGUAUGUGCAAGCUCAUACUGGGGUUUUGGCAAACAUUUAUUUUGAAAACUUGUUAUUGUUUUUCCAAGGCCAAUCUUCAACGCUUGGAGACAAACGCUUUUGUGAUGUGCUGGAUGGCCUUUCAGUUUGGCCUUGCUUACCAAUAUAUUCACGUGUGAGUUAUUUACUGACAUGACCGUUACGGUGGUCUCUCAUACUACCAAAAACACUCGCCUUCAUCUACCUGAUGUAUACAACUCUUCCGAGUCUCCGUAGAUUAAUGUCGACUUCAGGUGUUCGGUUUAAUUUUGUUCGGGGAUUUUUUUUUACACUUUUCCGCUAGCAAGCGGGUUGCUGCGUCCGUGUAAAACGAGGUGUAAGGAGUGUAACACGAUUAUGCUGCUUUUUUUUGUUGUUGUUGCAAAAUUUACUGCAAUAAAGCAUUUGUUGCAUCGAU
Messenger RNA from Lethenteron reissneri (Far Eastern brook lamprey), 10329 nucleotides. RefSeq names its product sterile alpha motif domain-containing protein 15-like. NCBI's taxonomy places the organism in Eukaryota, Metazoa, Chordata, Hyperoartia, Petromyzontiformes, Petromyzontidae. Gene Ontology annotation, biological process: actin filament organization; calcium-mediated signaling; neuron projection development. Gene Ontology annotation, molecular function: actin filament binding. The record is from RefSeq and is a predicted model, not a curated record. Gene Ontology annotation, cellular component: dendrite; postsynaptic density; cytoplasm.